Molecule: messenger RNA, 1056 nt
Organism: Zasmidium cellare ATCC 36951
Lineage: Eukaryota; Fungi; Ascomycota; Dothideomycetes; Mycosphaerellales; Mycosphaerellaceae
Exons: 4
Coding region: 1-1056 (351 amino acids)
Source: RefSeq, a predicted model, not a curated record
AUGAUGGAUCCUCAACUCGUGCUCUUCCGCCGGCAGUAUCUCCAGCUGUUUGAGCCAGACUUCUUAGCUUGGCCGCCAAAACAGCUACUGAGAGACGCAGAUGUCCAAUCAUGGCUCCACGCAAAUCUCUUCAACAGCGACAAGAAUCCUAGGCUGCCUCCUGAACGAUAUCAGUUGAGGGUACUGAAGCCCUUGGUCAAGAAAAUCGAGCAAUCAAUCGAAGACCCCGAAGAAGAUGAAAUCUCAGACCUCCUCAUGACCCACCUCUCCACCCUCAUCACCUCCACCCUCCCCUCCGAAUCCCAAGCCGUCCAACAAAAAUCCCACGUCACAUUCGUCUGCCUCCCACCCACCUCCCCCCAGCAAAACCUGCACCUUCCCCCCUCCGAAGAACCCACCCUCACCCUCCUCGAGCGCCCGCACCUCAUCUCCGGCUCCCUCACCACCGGCUUCCGCACCUGGGAAGCCGCGCUCCAUCUCGGCUCGUACCUCCUCACAUCCCCUGACCUCAUCCGAGGCAAGAACGUCCUGGAACUCGGCGCGGGAACGGGCUUCCUCUCCAUCCUCGCCGCGAAGCAUCUAGGCGCGCAGCACGUCACGGUUACGGAUGGCGACGAGGGGGUCGUGGAGGCUUUGAAGGAGAAUUUCUUCUUCAAUGGGCUCGAUGACGAGGGGGGCAGAGUUGGCGCGAGUGUGCUCCGGUGGGGGAGGGGCUUCAAGGGGACGUGGGUGGAGGAGGAGUUUGAGAAGUGGCCGGUGGAUCUUGUUGUUGGGGCGGAUAUUACGUACGAUAAGCAGGCUAUCUCGGCGCUUGUGGCGACGAUGAGGAUGCUGUUUGAGUUGAGGCCGGGUGUGCAGGUUUUGAUUGCGGGGACGGUGCGCAAUGCGGAGACGUUUGGGUCGUUUACGAGUGCUUGCGAACGAAACCACUUCGAAAUGACUGAGAUCGACUUUCAACCCAGACCGAUACGCGAGCAGACUGCGCUCUUCUAUGCCAAAGCAGUGCCGUUCAAAACAUUCCUGAUCCGUGGGCCUCCCAUUGAGAGGGCGAAUUGA